Messenger RNA from Gambusia affinis (western mosquitofish), 1444 nucleotides. RefSeq names its product nanos homolog 3 (gene nanos3). Gene Ontology annotation, molecular function: zinc ion binding; mRNA binding. The coding region runs from base 182 to 811 and encodes 209 amino acids. Gene Ontology annotation, biological process: oogenesis; negative regulation of translation. Gene Ontology annotation, cellular component: perinuclear region of cytoplasm. Lineage: Eukaryota; Metazoa; Chordata; Actinopteri; Cyprinodontiformes; Poeciliidae. The transcript has a single exon. The record is from RefSeq and is a predicted model, not a curated record.
CGCUUGAGCUCUCCUGAUUGGCUGCUGGUACUCCUGGAGACUCGUUUGCCUAAUUAACGAUAGCAGGUGGCUGUGCGCACCCAGGUGCACUUUUCUGUCGUCGUUCUGCGUCUUUUCUGGUAAAAAAAAAAAAACUCGAUCGCCAGGCAGACGAGAAAACAAACCCAGGGAAGGAGACAGAAUGAAUGGCAUGGUGUUGGGGCUCUUUCACCACCUGCCGCGCUUCAUGGAGUCAAACAACAAAAGUUUUCAGCCCUGGAGGGAUUAUAUGGGACUGUCGGACACGGUCAGAGAGAUCUUGCGUCGGAAUAGCACCGGUGAUUCCGUCCUGCCACAUCUCAAAGCGCGUCACUCCCAACCCGAUCGUUUCAGCGGAACUUUAGCGUCGAUGCGCAUGAACGCAGAAUCCUGCGAAUCCCUGCUGUCUGGCUCCGCGGCUAUGCUGAACCCAGAGGAUAUGUUUCGGUUCUCACCGGAGUCGGCCAGUGCCGAUCCGGUGCAGACACCGGGUGAUUCCAGGUGUCGCCCCAAGGACCGCAGGAGUACCGCGAGUCGCUUCAAGGCUCCGGCUCCAGAGCCGCCUGAGCGUCCCUCUUCCAGGUUCUGCAGUUUUUGUAAACAUAACGGUGAGUCCGAGCUGGUCUACGGAUCCCACUGGCUGAAGAACCAGGCUGGAGAGGUUUUGUGUCCCUACCUGCGCCAGUACGUGUGUCCACUAUGCGGCGCCACUGGGGCCAGAGCCCACACCAAACGAUUCUGUCCCAAAGUGGACAGCUCCUACAGCUCGGUGUACACCAAGACCAGGCGCUGAUUUAACAGGUGGCCUUGAGACCCUACACAAAAAGAAGCUUCCCCCUUUUUUUCCCUUCUUUGUGUGCAUUUUAAUUAUUAUAAUAAUUCAGUAUAAGUGUGGCUUUUACUUUUGUGUGUUGCUUGCUUUGUAUUCUCAUUUGCAUGCUUUGUUUUUAUUUAUUAUUAUAUAUUUAUUCGCAUGUUUUCUGUUUGGAGUUAUUUAAUUUAAACAUUGUCUGUUUGCAGUUUUGAAUUUUGCAUAAUUCAAAAAAAAAAAAAAAAAACGACUGCCGGAUAUGUUUGGAAGGAGAGAGGACAAAAAAAAGGGAAAUGUUUGCUUUUUUUGUUGUUGAAUACUUUUAGAACAUGGUCGACACAUGUCCAGGUUCAUAUACACUUUACCAAAUGCAUUGAAGGACUACAACGAAAUCAGCACUCUGGGAGAACAGCUUCACCAAUAUUACCUUUUUCUACAGUAUGUUUAUAAUGUGACCAUGUCGGCAUUUUAAGCUUUUAAUGGGGCACCUUCUCUUCUGUGUUCUGGAUUCUGGGAGCAUGUUUUAUUUGGAAUAUUGGCUAUUUAUGCCACUGUAGCUCAUGUAAAGUUUGUAAAUAUUUCUGUGGUUCCAGUUAUAAACAAGUGGCUAAACUU